Messenger RNA from Trypanosoma theileri, 576 nucleotides. RefSeq lists its product as uncharacterized. The transcript has a single exon. The record is from RefSeq and is a predicted model, not a curated record. Bases 1 to 576 code for a protein of 191 amino acids. Lineage: Eukaryota; Euglenozoa; Kinetoplastea; Trypanosomatida; Trypanosomatidae.
AUGCCCGGUGUUGCGCAGGGACACUUUACAAUGUUGCAGGGCACCAGCCCGACCUCCUUCAACUGGCACGGAUCCAUUCCAACAGUGCAGGCAGAUACAAAGUUCGAGCCAAACUUCCGCCAGUUCGAUUUCUUUCUCGGCUCCCCAACAGUACCGGAUGAGGCGCUGGUGGGUCGCGUGUACAAAGUACCAGACGGCGAAUCCCAUUGGAAUAUGCGCACCUUCUGGGGACAAAAUAUACGCUGUACACCAGUUGUCAUCACAAGUAUCCCUGGUGCCGCCUUUGUCAACUUCUUUUACACACGUUUUCUCAAUCGGACUGGAACCUCCAUCAGGUGGUCAUUUUUUAAAUGUUACGCCGUUAUUUUUGCGUGGAAUAAUUUUACAAAGUUUUUAGCACGGGAACGAUACUUUCAACGUGACUUUCAGCGAAAUCAACUGUAUUCCUUUGAUGAAGUGCGGGACCAACGUGACCGCCAACGUGUUCGUGAGGCAUUGUACGAGAAACAAUUCGUCAAAAAUCCCGUAGCUGAGUACCGCGUAAAGGCGUGGCAAGUAGCUGAAAGGUUUGCUUAG